AAACAUUAUUAUUAAUUUUUGUUCCUGGUUGAUUGUGGCUGAUUAAGAAGACGAAUAUUCAGAAAAGGGGGACAAAUAAUGAAGCUUUGAUCUGAAAAAUUACUUUAAUAAUGCUGUUUUUAAUUCAAAAAGCUUGCUAAUGUUGAAUUCCUUCUUCACAGUCAUCAAUACAUUGAUAGAAUGACAGAAGACUUUUUUCACAAACUUAGUGACAUCUCCCAUUAUGUAAUCACCACAGUCAAUAAUAAUUAGUCAAUUAUUACAUAACUCUAAAUUAACUACUAAAACUACCAAUUACGUAACAGGCUUGAAGGCCGGACUUUGAUUAAUAGCAGCGAUUGACAAUUACAUACUGGAGAUCUGACGCAGACGACGAAGCGCUGUCGACACGUGAGAUUAGCUAAUAUUUCUUCAUAUCUAAGCGAGAUCUCGUGACUUGCUGUCGAUGUUUUGAUCUUUGAGGGCAUUUGGUGAUCCAUAUAAUUCCAUAAAGUACAAAAUGAAAGCUGUGUUGAUCUGCAUCUUCUUCUUCGUCAGCAUUUGUAAAGGUCUAGUGUAUUUUCAACCCGAACAAAUACACAUUUCAUAUGGAGACUCUCCGACGCAAAUGGCUAUCACUUGGAACACAAUGGAUCCGACUGAAGACUCCAUUGUUGAAUAUGGUAUAGGAGGUCUGAUUCUAAAAGCCUAUGGAAAUCAGACAGUUUUCAUUGAUGGCGGCAAAGAGUCAAGAAUGCAGUUUAUCCACAAGGUCAUUCUCACAGAUCUCACUCCAGGAGCCACUUAUACGUAUCAUUGUGGAAGUGACCUGGGCUGGUCCGAAAUCUUUACAUUCACCGCUAUGAAAAAUGGCACGGACUGGUCACCAAGAUUUGCCAUUUAUGGUGACAUGGGCAAUGUCAACGCCCAGUCUCUGCCCCGUAUUCAAGAGGAAACUCAGAAAGGCCACUUUGAUGCAAUUCUGCAUGUCGGAGAUUUUGCUUACGACAUGCACUCGCACAAUGCUAAAGUGGGCGAUGAAUUCAUGCGACAGAUUCAGUCCAUCGCUGCAUACGUGCCUUAUAUGACGUGCCCUGGCAACCAUGAAGAAGCUUACAACUUCAGCAACUACCAAGCUCGAUUCUCCAUGCCUUCCUCGUUGAAUAGCAUGGUCUACAGCUUUGACAUCGGCCCUGCUCACAUCAUCGCCAUCUCCACUGAGUUUUACUACUUCCUCGAGUACGGCUUCAAGCAGGUGGUGUUUCAGUACGAUUGGCUAGAGCAGGACCUCAUCAAGGCCAACAAAAACCGCGAGGAGCGCCCUUGGAUCAUCACCAUAGGUCACCGGCCAAUGUAUUGCUCCAAUUUGAACCGUGACGAUUGCACCAACCACGAGACUUGGAUCCGCUCUGGCUUGCCUUUCCUCAAUUGGUUUGGCCUGGAAGAUCUUUUUUAUGAGAAUGGCGUAGACCUUGAAAUCUGGGCCCACGAGCAUUCCUACGAGAGAUUGUUUCCCAUCUACAACUACACGAUGUACAACGGCAGCACGGAGGAACCUUACACCAACUACAAAGCUCCUGUCCACAUCAUCACAGGAUCUGCGGGUUGCCAAGAAGGCCGAGAAAAGUUUAGCAAACACCGACCCGAGUGGAGUGCGUUCAGAAGCAAUGAUUAUGGUUAUGCUAGGAUGACUGUUCACAACAAAACUCAUCUGUACUUUGAACAAGUUUCAGAUGACCAAAAUGGAGCUGUGAUUGAUAGCAUUUGGAUGAUCAAGGACCAACAUGGAUCUUACGAAAAUUAGUUAGCAUUACUGCUUCAAUCGCCGUAAAUUGCUAAGUGUAGGAAGUAAGCACUGUAAGAAACUCAUUGUUUCUUUAACUGACUAGGCUUUGACUGAACAAAGCGCUGUUUGAUCUGAUUCAUAUAAUUGUAUGAAACCUCACUCUAGCAGUUUACACAUGAUAAUUUAUUCAAAGGAGUUUGAAAAUAAACAUUUUACUAAAUUUUUAAGGAAA
Messenger RNA from Cloeon dipterum, 1997 nucleotides. Its product is annotated as acid phosphatase type 7. The record is from RefSeq and is a predicted model, not a curated record. Bases 500 to 1783 code for a protein of 427 amino acids. Lineage: Eukaryota; Metazoa; Arthropoda; Insecta; Ephemeroptera; Baetidae. The transcript has 9 exons. Gene Ontology annotation, molecular function: protein binding; metal ion binding; acid phosphatase activity.